AGCUUUUGUUAAGAAUGUUCUUUCCUUUUUUUAUCCUAAGUAAAUUCUUACAUAAUUCAGAUAAGCCAUUCUCGUUAUUAUAAGUUUUUUAAUCAUUUUUUUAUUAUUACGAAAUCAAUCAUUUUAAACAGUAUGAUGAUAUAUCAAAAAUCCUAAGUAUCAAAAUAGCGUUUUAGAUUACAGCAAGACAUCUCUUUAAUUCAACCAGCCUCAUGUUCAGUUUAGUCAAUAUAUAUUGGGUAUAUUUUAAAAAGAUCAAGCAUAUACAGUAUUUAUAGAUAUCAAGACAAAGCAUAUAGUUCCCAAAGUAUCUCUCUCUUGUUCAGUUCUUAUCUCUAUUCAAUUAUAGUGUCGAGAAUAUGGAGGGAGAUAAUCAUAGUAUGGAGAAAGGAUUACUACUGGUAAAUAAGGAAGAGAAGAGAGGAAGCUCAGAAACAACGAUAACUCCACUUCUUAUCUUCACCACUUUCAUCAUUGUCUCUGCGUCCUACAGCUUUGGAAUUGCCUUAGGUUUUACUGCCGGUACAAUGUCUUCUAUUAUGGAAGAUCUUGAUCUUUCCAUCGCACAAUUUUCAGUAUUUGGUUCGCUACUGACUUUUGGAGGAAUGAUCGGUGCAAUAUUUAGCGCAACAAUUGCAGAUGCCUUCGGUCGUAAAAUGACGUUGUGGGUGGCCGAGGCAUUCUUCAUAAGUGGAUGGCUUGCAAUUGCACAAGCCAAGAAUAUUAUCUGGUUAGACUUUGGACGAUUCUUUGUGGGAACUGGAGUUGGUCUCGCUAGCUACGUGGUUCCUGUAUAUAUCGCAGAAAUAACUCCUAAAAAUGUGAGAGGCACUUUUACAUUUAGCAAUCAGCUUUUGCAAAAUUGUGGGAUCGCAACCGCAUAUUACAUUGGAAAUUUCGUAUCAUGGAGAACGAUAGCCUUGAUCGGCAUUAUCCCAUGCUUGAUACAAUUUUUGGGGUUAUUUUUCAUCCCGGAGUCUCCAAGAUGGCUGGCAAAAGAAAACCGUGAUGAAGAGUGUGAAGUUGUUCUUCAAAACUUACGAGGAAAAGAAGCUGAUAUUGUGAAGGAAACUCGUGAAAUCAUGAUUUCUGUUGAUGCUACCGCAAAUAUCAGCAUGCAAAGUCUUUUCAAAAGAAAAUAUGCUCGUCAACUUAUAAUCGGAGUAGGUGUGAUGCUUUUACAGCAGUUAUGUGGAAGUUCAGGGAUAAGUUAUUACGCAGGCAGCAUAUUUGACCUUGCUGGAUUUCCUUCUCAGACUGGGAUGACGGUGUUGUCUAUGGUCGUGGUACCAAAAGCUAUAUUGGGCCUGAUCAUUGUGGAUCGAUGGGGAAGACGACCACUUCUGAUGGCAUCGGCGUUUGGGUUAUGUUUAAGCUGUAUUUCUCUUGCAUUAGCGUUUGGAUUCAAAGGUGUCCCUGGCAUUGUAAAUUUUACUCCCACUAUGGCAUUUAUUGGAAUAUUGACAUAUGUUAUGAUGUUCGCUGCUGGACUAGGAGCGUUGCCAUGGAUUAUAAUGUCUGAGAUAUUUCCGAUGGAUAUGAAAGUAGUAGCUGGGAGUUUAGUAACCAUAACAAAUUGGUUUACCGGUUGGAUAGUCAGCUACUGUUUCAAUUUUAUGCUCAUUUGGAGCCCUACCGGUACGUUAAUAAUACUUUACAAACUGAAUCUAAUUUAGUUCAGUAUAAAGUUUUAUUUUUCUUCUUUUCUACAAGCUUUUUAUUAAAGGCAUCUUGUCUACAAACUUUUCACUAAAUUAAGAUAUACGUUCUUACAAAACCAAAUUCAAAUUCAAUUUAGAUUUAAUAUUAUUUAGCACGUUUAGUUUGGACACACACACAUAUAUCUAUAUAUUAUAAAUGAUAUAUUCACACACUAUAAUUUUCUCUUUCUCAUAUGAAACAUCAUUUUCAUAUAAUUUUCUCAUAGAUCAAUCUAUUGAAGUUUCGAGUUCUUUAUAUAUAUUUUGGAUCUUUUAAAUGAUAUAUAAUAUAUGAAAUUCAAGUUUAA
This is a messenger RNA of Brassica napus (rape), 2008 nucleotides long. Its product is annotated as sugar transporter ERD6-like 9. Gene Ontology annotation, molecular function: sugar transmembrane transporter activity. Bases 360 to 1676 code for a protein of 438 amino acids. Gene Ontology annotation, cellular component: membrane. The record is from RefSeq and is a predicted model, not a curated record. The transcript is spliced from 16 exons. Gene Ontology annotation, biological process: carbohydrate transport; transmembrane transport. NCBI's taxonomy places the organism in Eukaryota, Viridiplantae, Streptophyta, Magnoliopsida, Brassicales, Brassicaceae.